CUUGUUUCAGAUGAAGAGGAAGCCUCCCCGUCUUUUGUCCUGCCUCCAGGUUUGGGUAGUCGGGCCCUGGAGAGAAAAGAUUCAGAAUGGUCUCUUGGAGAAUCACCUGCCACAGAGGAUCAUGACAAGCAGGAUGCCAAUUCUCAGCUGUCCAUCCUGUUCGUGGAAAAGCCUCAGACAGGAACAGUGAAAGUUGGUGAAAAUAUCACCUUUAUAGCCAAGGUCAAGGCUGAAGAUCUUCUUAGAAAACCCACUGUCAAAUGGUUUAAAGGGAAAUGGAUGGACCUGGCCAGCAAAGCUGGGAAGCAUCUCCAGCUGAAGGAAACCUUCGAAAGGCAUACUCGGAUAUAUACAUUCGAGAUGCAGAUCAUCAAGGCCAAAGAGAACUAUGCAGGAAACUACAGAUGUGAGGUCAGCUAUAAGGAUAAGUUUGACAGCUGUUCCUUCGAUCUUGAAGUGCGCGAAUCUACUGGGAGUACUCCAAACAUUGACAUCAGAUCUGCUUUCAAGAGAAGUGGAGAAGGUCAAGAGGAUGCAGGGGAACUUGACUUUAGUGGUCUCCUGAAACGUAGGGAGGUGAAGCAGCAGCAGGACGAGGAACCCGAGAUAGACGUGUGGGAGCUGCUGAAGAAUGCGAACCCCAACGAGUACGAGAAGAUCGCCUUCCAGUACGGCAUCACCGACCUGCGCGGGAUGCUCAAGCGGCUCAAGCGCAUGCGCAGGGUGGAGAAGAAGAGCGCAGCUUUUGCAAAAAUUCUUGAUCCUGCAUAUCAGGUUGAUAAAGGAGGCAGGGUAAGGUUUGUUGUGGAAUUGGCAGAUCCAAAGUUGGAGGUGAAAUGGUAUAAAAAUGGUCAAGAAAUUCGACCCAGUACAAAAUACAUCUUUGAACAUAAAGGAUGUGAAAGAAUUAUGUUUAUCAAUAACUGCGGGCUAACAGAUGAUUCGGAGUAUUAUGUGACGGCUGGCGAUGAGAAAUGUUCCACUGAGCUCUUUGUGAGAGAGCCUCCAAUUAUGGUGACCAAGCAGCUGGAAGAUACAAAUGCUUACUGUGGGGAGAGAGUGGAAUUAGAAUGUGAAGUGUCUGAAGAUGAUGCAAAUGUAAAAUGGUUUAAGAAUGGUGAAGAGAUCAUCCCUGGUCCAAAAUCAAGAUACAAAGUCAAAAUUGAGGGCAAAAAACACACUUUGAUCAUAGAAGGAGCAACCAAGGCUGACAGUGCAGAAUAUUCUGCAAUGACAACAGGAGGACAAUCAUCCGCUAAACUUACUGUUGGCUUGAAGCCUCUGAAGAUAUUGGCACCUCUAAGUGAUCAGACUGCAAAACUUGGAAAAGAAAUCUGCUUGAAGUGUGAAGUCUCUGAAAACAUUACAGGAAAAUGGACUAAAAAUGGGCUACCUGUUCAGGAGAGUGACCGCGUAAAGGUUGUACACAAAGGAAAAAUCCACAAAUUAGUGAUAGACAAUGCUCUCAUUGAGGAUGAAGGGGAAUAUGUGUUCACACCAGAUGACUACCCUGAAACUUUGUCUGCCAAAGUUCAUGUUAUUGAUCCUCCUAAAAUCAACCUGGAUGGUCUUGAUGCUGACAAUACAGUAACAGUAAUUGCAGGGAACAAGCUUCGUCUUGAGAUUCCCAUCAGUGGAGAACCUCCUCCUAAAGUUAUUUGGAGCCGAGCAGAUAAGGCCAUCAUGGAGGGCAGUGGCCGGAUAAGGGCAGAAUCUUACCCUGACAGCAGCACGCUGGUUAUUGACGUCGCUGAAAGAGAUGAUUCUGGUGUUUACAACAUAAAUCUGAAAAAUGAAGCUGGGGAAGCACAUGCCAGCAUCAAGAUUAAAGUUGUGGACAUCCCUGAUCCUCCAGUGGCACCGAAUGUGACAGACGUGGGAGAUGAUUGGUGCAUCAUGAACUGGGAGCCUCCUGCCUACGAUGGAGGGUCCCCAAUCUUAGGAUACUUUAUUGAGAGGAAAAAGAAGCAAAGCUCCAGGUGGAUGAGGCUGAACUUUGAGCUCUGCAAAGAAACAACUUUUGAGCCCAAAAAAAUGAUUGAAGGCGUGGCCUACGAGGUCCGUAUCUUUGCCGUCAAUGCCAUCGGCAUCUCCAAGCCCAGUAUGCCCUCCAAGCCAUUCGUUCCUUUGGCUGUAACCAGCCCCCCUACACUUCUGGCUGUUGACAAUGUAACUGACACCACUGUCACAAUGAAGUGGCGGCCCCCAGAUCAGAUCGGUGCUGCAGGUUUAGAUGGCUAUGUGCUAGAGUAUUGCCUUGAAGGAACUGAGGACUGGAUAGUUGCCAACACAGAUCUGAUCGACAAGACCAAGUUCACCAUCACGGGCCUGCCCACAGAUGCAAAGAUCUUUGUGCGUGUGAAGGCUGUGAACGCAGCCGGUGCCAGCGAGCCCAAGUACUACUCCCAGCCCAUCCUUGUGAAGGAAAUCAUAGAGCCUCCAAAGAUUCGCAUCCCACGGCACCUGAAGCAAACCUACAUCCGCAGAGUUGGAGAAGCUGUCAACCUGGUGAUACCUUUCCAGGGAAAACCAAGACCAGAAUUAACUUGGAAGAAAGAUGGUGCCGAAAUUGAUAAGAAUCAAAUCAACAUUCGCAACUCUGAGACUGACACGAUCAUAUUUAUCAGAAAAGCGGAGAGGAGCCACUCAGGGAAAUACGAUCUGGAAGUCAAAGUGGAGAAAUUCGUGGAAAACGCAUCGAUCGACAUCCAGAUCGUGGACCGUCCGGGUCCACCCCAACUUGUGAAGAUUGAGGACGUCUGGGGAGAGAAUGUUGCCCUAUCAUGGACACCACCAAAGGAUGAUGGAAAUGCGGCCAUUACAGGGUACACGAUCCAGAAGGCUGACAAGAAGAGCAUGGAAUGGUUCACUGUCAUUGAGCACUAUCACCGAACCCAUGCCACCAUUACUGAACUGGUCAUAGGCAAUGAAUACUACUUCCGAGUCUUUGCUGAAAACAUGUGUGGCCUCAGUGAGAAUGCAACAAUGACUAAAGAGAGCGCUGUGAUCGCCAAGGAUGGUAAAGUCUAUAAAAAUCCAGUGUAUGAAGACUUCGAUUUCACAGAGGCGCCCAUGUUCACUCAGCCUUUGGUCAACACCUACGCGAUAGCUGGGUACAAUGCCACUCUGAACUGCAGUGUGAGAGGAAAUCCCAAGCCCAAAAUAACCUGGAUGAAAAACAAAGUUGCUAUUGUGGAUGACCCAAGAUACAGGAUGUUCAGCAACCAAGGGGUCUGCACGCUGGAGAUCCGCAAGCCCAGCUCCUAUGACGGAGGCACUUACUGCUGCAAAGCAGUCAAUAACCUAGGGACCGUGGAGGUCGAAUGCAAACUGGAGGUGAAAGGUGGACUUUCCUUCUGCAGGCUCCUCUUGCAAGGUGUACCUCCUAACAUAAUUGAGUCAUAUAUGCGAGAUUUGCACUCAAGCAAUCCUGAGGAAUACUAAGGGCCUGGCCACUGCCCCUGCACUCUGCUGCUUUGAAAUAUGGUUGCAAUGAGAAAGCGUUGUCUGUGUUAACACCAGGCACCCAAGUGUGGCCGUUGUUUUUUUUUUUUUUUCUUUUCUUUUUUUUCCUUCUAAUGUUGAAGAAGAAAAAAUGUUUGCACAAAUUGCUUCAUUAAAAACUGUAAACAAAAUCCCAUUUGAAGUCAGUGUUUUGAUCAUUAUUGUCUGUGUUUUGUCACUGUACUUUACAAAAAAAGCAAGCUAUACUAUAAACAAAAGUAGUUACUUUAGUUUUACUUAACAGGCUGUAAAUGCUUUUUUCCAGGCUAAAAACCAGUCCAAUACACCACGAUGGAAUCUUGAAUACCCAUCUUUCUCUUGAUCUAAGAUAUUUUCUAAGCAAAGCAGAAUUGUGUAUUUCCUACAACCCUGCGUGACACCAGUGGAUCUGUGCCUACUUCCCGAUUUGAAUUUGCUAGAAGACCUCUUAAAGUCAAACAAGUUUUCUCAACAGAAGGGGAAGUGUAUUCAAUAAACGCUGCAAUAAAUCUGAAGUGUUUGUGUUGAAA
Messenger RNA from Myotis davidii, 4013 nucleotides. RefSeq names its product myosin binding protein C, slow type (gene MYBPC1). The record is from RefSeq and is a predicted model, not a curated record. The transcript is spliced from 27 exons. Lineage: Eukaryota; Metazoa; Chordata; Mammalia; Chiroptera; Vespertilionidae. Gene Ontology annotation, molecular function: protein binding. The annotation marks the transcript as partial.